This is a messenger RNA of Closterium sp. Yama58-4, 2553 nucleotides long. NCBI's taxonomy places the organism in Eukaryota, Viridiplantae, Streptophyta, Zygnematophyceae, Desmidiales, Closteriaceae. The record is from the annotation of a GenBank genome assembly.
AUGUGCUUAGUAGCUACUUCUUCAGUUAGCGAUGCGGGUGUUGCCACUGCUGCCCUCGAGCCCGGUCCUUCUGACGACGGCACCAUCGGUGGGAACGAAGACCCUGGGCGUGGCGGCGUGAGUGUUGCCGUCCGGCCGGGGGACAGAGAGGGCUUGGCGACUGGAGGAAAGCACGGCGAGGCUCCCGGCGAUGACCAGGCCGCAACUGUGGUGUCCGUGGCAGAGGCAUCACAGCAGCAUAUGACGCUGCUCCCCACGCCCGUGGUCGAAGUAUCUGCUGCAGUGAUAGAUAAGGAGAAGAAUGCCGCGCACGAUUGCACGGAGGAGCCGAAACACGACAUUGCCGACGUCGGUGGAUCUCCUCCCUCUGGGGGACGCGGGAGGCGUAGGCAGAGGAAGAGCGAUGGGGAGGAGGAGUAUGACACCCCCGUGGCCGAGGACAUCCCCAUACGCGCAAAGAGGAGGCAGACGACAGCCAGCGGUGACGACGCCGGUGGUGCUGAACGCGGCAAAGAAGGCCCUGGUGAAGCGGAUGUUGAGGACGAGGGGGAUGGGGAGGAGGAGGCCGAGGAGGAUGCGGAGGAGGAGGACGAGGAUGCAGGGGAGGAAGAAAAGGACGAGGAUGAGCAGGAGGACGACGAUGAUGAGGAGGAGGAGGAGGAGGAGGAGGAGGAUGGCGACGAGGGGAAGGAGAAGGAGGACGAUGAGGAUGAGGAUGAGGACGAGGAGGAGGACGAUGAGGGGGAUGACGAGCUUGACGAGGAAAAGAGUGAGGAGGAGGAGGAGGAGCAGGAGGAGGAGGAGGAGGACGAGGAGGAGGAGGAGGAGGAGGAGGAGGAGGAGGAGGAGGAGGAGGAGGAAGAGGAGGAGGAUGAGGAGGAGGAGGAGGAGGAGGAGGAGGAGGACGACGUGGAGGAAGAGGAGAUGGAGGAAGGGGCGGAUGAGGAAGAGGAGGAGGAGGAGGGGCCGGCAGGGAAAGGACGGGGCGCGCGAGGCAGACGGGGGAGUGGCACAGGGAAGGUGGGGGGCCGGUCUGACCCUAACAACACCGUGUUCCACCCGUGUUUCCUCGCCGCAGGGAAGGAGAAGGUUGACGAAUCGGCUAAACCGGCCCCCCGUGUUACAGGCAUUGGGCCACCGGUAAGCGUGCAACGGAUGCAGCUAACGAAAGGGGCCGGAAGAGCGAGUGUGGCACCGCUAUCCACAGGAGCACCAAGGUUCUUCACGCCAUACUCCGGCCCGAGCAAAGUCGCUGUCACUGCACCCGGCGCGGCUACAGGAGAGGAAUCCGAAUCCCCUCCACCAGCCCCCGUCACGCACUCCCCACUCGCCUCUCCCUCUUACCCAUUUCGGCCACUACACGCUUCUCCUGUCCGGGGCAGGGCGGUCUCCCCCCUCGCUGGUCCAUCGCGCGGGCAUCAACCAAGCACUUCUGCCAAUGUCUUCCCUGAGCCUCCCUUUCCCCGCCAGCGUGAUAGUGUGAGGGCACACGGGGCUGCUGCUGAAGACGUUGAUCCCCUUGGCCAGAGAGGGGUUUCUACACACCCUUUUCCGGAUGUCAUGGAUGCGCUGGGCGAAGGUGCAGAGCAUGGGCAGUUUGUUACACGAGACGAGUUCCAGCAGCUACGGUCUGAGAUGUAUGUCAUGUUUGCUCAGCUCGGCCUGCGUCGUGGAGCAACUGCCAGCUAUGCCGGGGGGACUGCAGUGGUGCCUAUGGCUGGUACCCCGCCGCCGAUGAGUGCCGUGGACAGGGCACGUGUGCUUGUGCUUCGGGAGACCAACCCAUUCCCGGCGUUUGCUGAACUGUUUGGGCACACCAACAACGCACCCGCCUUCAAGCUCAAGGCUCGUGUUAAUGAGGACCCUGACACAGGCGAGCGUCGCUAUACCACGCCAGAAACAGGAACGUGGUGGAACGAUGCUCAGGAACACUUCGGAUGGUCCGAAGUCGUGGGGGGUAUCAUCCUAUAUUCAGAUGUGACGCACAUGAGCAACAACGGCCGGAAGAAGGCGUGGCCGCUCAUGAUGACGCUUGCCAACAUCUCCCAGGCCAAGCGAUGGGGGAAAGCCGGGCACACGCUACUUGCUCUCCUUCCUAUCCCCCCUUCUGCAAUGACUGCCGUCGAGAAGGUGAUGCUCUUCCAGCGAUGCGUCAUCACCGUGCUGCAGCCGCUUCUUGAUGGCAUGGACAGAGUCGUCCUGGCUGUUGCUGUUCCCACUCUAGCCGUUCCUCGCAGCGGCUUCCGUCUCAAGGACCCUUUCGGCGAUUGGCAAACAGUGCGGCCACUGCUGUACGCCUGGGUGUGCGACUAUCCCGAGAGCGGCAAGAUCAGUUGCACACUCUCGCAUGGAUCGCGGAUGCCGUGCAGCAUCUGCUAUGCUGCAAAGCCCCCCGUGCUACACCAGGAGCAUUUGGUUGCUGUCAAGGCACGGAACACGCCGCGCACGCCUGAACAGCAGCAAUGGAUCGUGAAUGAGGCGGCUGGGUUGACAUCCGAACUAUUAGCGCUGCUAAUAUUCUUCAGCAACCGAACUUACUCGAAAUCUCGUUGA